This is a messenger RNA of Marchantia polymorpha subsp. ruderalis, 1479 nucleotides long. The record is from the annotation of a GenBank genome assembly. NCBI's taxonomy places the organism in Eukaryota, Viridiplantae, Streptophyta, Marchantiopsida, Marchantiales, Marchantiaceae.
GUGCAUCGGAUACAAACGGGUGGAUCCAUCACGAGGAGGCAGGCAUGACGAGGACGUGCUAGGACGCGGCCACGUGUGGAUUGCGAUCGGUGACUGUCGGGAGGGCGAAGAGCAGAUCCAGUGACUGGCGACUGACUCGAGUCGAGAAACGCCAACUCUCAUGCAGCAAAAUGACUCGGAAUCAUUCCAUUUGCCGUCGAAGGCCUUGGAGUGAAGUGGCCUGUCCACGUGACCUGCCGCGGGAGAGUCCGAGACGAUGGAACGAUGGAGCGUGAGCGCGACGUUGGCACCACGAGCGCCUAAUUUCGAGCUCGUGCGCGCCUCGUCGUCGAAGAGGAGCUUCAAUCCGAAGGGCUCGCGGGGCGGCAGCAGCAGCAGCGUUGGCGUCGUCGGGCGGAGGAAUUCUGCGUCGAGGGUCGUGUCGUCGACCGGAUUCGGUGGAGUUCGCGCGAGCGCGAGCGGCAGGAGGUUCGGGCCUCGGAUUUGGGCCAUGGGGACUUCCACGCAAAUCAAAGACGGCGUGGAGCUGAAGGUCUUCGAGAGCGUGCAGGAUUUGGGCGACGAUCUGGCCGAUUACGUCGCGGCCCUUUCGAAAUGCGCCGUCGAGGCCCGCGCGGCCUUUAGCAUCGUUCUGUCCGGCGGCUCUCUCAUCAGCACCAUGGGGAAGCUGACUGAAGAGCCAUACCUUGGAAGCAUCGACUGGGCUCGAUGGCAUGUGUUUUGGGCCGAUGAGCGUGUCGUCCCUCUCGAUCAUCCCGACAGCAACUACAAGCUCGCUCUCGAUGGACUGCUGUCGAAGGUGCCCAUUCCACCUGGUAACGUGUAUGCCAUCAACGACAAGCUUUCGCCUCAAAAAGCUGCCGAGGACUACGAGCUGGGAUUGAAGCAGCUGGUGAAGAAGAAUGUUCUGCGUUUGGAUGAAGCCGGAGAGUAUCCCCGUUUUGAUCUCAUACUCCUUGGGAUGGGACCUGAUGGACAUCUUGCUUCUCUGUUCCCUCACCAUCCUCUGGUUUCGAAAACAGACACGUGGGUUGCUUCCAUCGAGGACUCACCAAAACCACCACCCGAGAGGAUCACACUCACCCUCCCGGCCAUCAAUGCUGCAGAAAAUGUGGCCUUCGUGGCUACGGGGUCAGGGAAAGCGGACAAAUUGAAGCUAGUUUUUGGUGGGGAUUUGCCUUUCGGUGAAGUUCCCGCAAAACUCGUGAGCCCUGUGAGCGGAAAGCUCGUGUGGUUUGCCGACAAGCCUGCAGUUGCCAAGCUGUGAAGUGAGCGCAUUUCAUUUCUGUUACAGGCUGGCUGCUACGAGGACAUUUUUGCAACAGACGAUCCGUCAACCUUUUCUUUUUCAAGUUUUGAGGUCAUAUUAUCAUCGCCAGUGGGUUGCAAGCCCUAUCCCAACAUAAGUUGAGAAAAGUUUCCCAACAUUUUUCCGGGACUACUCUGUCACAACACGAAUAAAGAAAUGUACAUUACCGA